AUGCACCAUGUGGUGAAACUGAUGAUAAACACAACUUGCAGCAUAAGAGUCCAUCCCAUCUUUCACCUCAUUAUUCCAUCUGCCGCCCAACCGGUAAUACAUCAAGAAGGUCUACUUCCUAUUAAACACAUAACAAUGCCCAAGGUUGUGUUCCGCUAUUUCCCCGCCAAGGGAAUGGGAGAAGGUUCCCGGCUGCUGCUCGCCUACGGUGGCCAACAAUUCGAAGACGUGCGCAUUGCCCCUGAAAAUUGGCCCCAGUAUAAAUCAAAGACCGUGUUCGGUCAAAUGCCCAUUCUGGAGAUCGACGGUAAGCAGUACGCGCAAAGCGUUGCCAUCAGCCGUUACUUGGGCAGGAAGUACGGAGUUGCCGGAGACAAUGAAGAGGAGGCCUUCGAAAUCGACCAGAAUGUCGACUUCCUCAACGACAUUCGCCUAAAGGCGGCUUCCAUUUACAACGAACCAGAUGCAACAAUCAAGGCGAAGAAACAAGCCGAUGCCGAAAAGAACGUGUAUCCGGACCUCCUUGAUAAACUUAACUCUAUCAUCGUGAAGAACAAAGGCCAUAUCGCAGCUGGAAAGCUUACAUGGGGCGAUUUCCUGUUCGCGGGCAUAUAUGACUUCUUGAAGGUCCUCCUGCAGAAGCCGGACCUUGAGAAGAAGUACCCUGCCUUCAAGCAGAAACUAGACUCAAAAAUGCCUCACGUUGUGUUCCGCUACUUCCAAUGCAAAGCCCUAGGUGAGGGCGGCCGUUUACUCUUGGCAUAUGGUGGCCAGGAGUUCGAAGAUGUCCGCUUCAGCAUGGAGAAGUGGCCUGAGUACAAGCCAAAUACACUCUUCGGACAGUUGCCAGAGUUGGAAAUCGAUGGGAAGAAAUAUUCACAAAGCCUCGCCAUCUGUCGGUACCUGGGCAAAAAGUAUGGAAUUGCUGGAGACAAUGAAGAGGAGGCCUUCGAGAUCGACAUGAACGUAGACUUCCUCAAUGAUAUACGGGCCAAGGCUGCUAUAGUUCACUACGAAGCUGAUGAAGAAGUGAAGGCGAAGAAACAUGAAGAUGCCGCGAAGAACAUAUAUCCUGGUCUUCUAGAAAAACUCAAUGCCAUUAUUGUCAAGAACAAUGGUCAUCUCGCAGCUGGCAAGCUCACAUGGGGAGAUUUCCAUUUUGCUGGUUUAUUGGACUACUUGAAAGCCAUGCUUCGGAUACCAGACCUCGAGGAGAAGUACCCCGCCUUCAAACAAUAUUCGUUUGGUCUCGUACCAAGACACACUUCUAACAGAAAAAUGACAAAGUUUGUUGUAUACUACUUCAAAGUGAAAGCGCUCGGCGAAGGCGCUAGGCUGCUCUUGUCCUAUGGAGGCCAGGAGUUCGAAGACCACCGCGUCGACUUCGAGACUGAAUGGCCAGACUUGAAAGCUGAAACGCCAUUCGGACAGCUACCUGUGUUGGAGAUCGAUGGGAAACGUUACGGUCAGAGCAUCGCUAUUUGCCGGUACCUGGGCAAGAAAUUUGAAAUCGCGGGAGAUAAUGAUGAGGAGGCCUUGGAAAUUGACCAAAUCGUGGACUUCAUUUAUGAUAUUCGUGCAAAGGCUGCUGGAGUACACUAUGAAUCCGAUCCUGAUCUCAAAGCAAAGAAACAGGAAGAUUUAGUAAAAACGCACUACCCUGGCCUUUUGGAGAAAUUGAACGCUGUCAUUGUGAAAAACAAUGGACAUGUUGCAGCAGGAAAGUUAACAUGGGGUGACUUCAUCUUUGCCGGUAUGUUUGACUACUUGAAGGCGAUGAUGCAGAUGCCAGAUCUAGCCAAAGAGUAUCCUGCUUUCAAGGAAGUGGUUGAUAAGGUUUAUUCUAUUCCUAAAGUGAAGGCGUAUGCUGAUGCAGCCCCAGUGUCUCCUCAUGGUGUUUAA
Messenger RNA from Arctia plantaginis, 1902 nucleotides. The record is from the annotation of a GenBank genome assembly. Lineage: Eukaryota; Metazoa; Arthropoda; Insecta; Lepidoptera; Erebidae.